This is a messenger RNA of Panthera uncia (snow leopard), 1625 nucleotides long. RefSeq names its product zinc finger DHHC-type palmitoyltransferase 18 (gene ZDHHC18). Gene Ontology annotation, molecular function: protein-cysteine S-palmitoyltransferase activity. The transcript has 10 exons. NCBI's taxonomy places the organism in Eukaryota, Metazoa, Chordata, Mammalia, Carnivora, Felidae. Gene Ontology annotation, cellular component: Golgi apparatus; endoplasmic reticulum. Gene Ontology annotation, biological process: peptidyl-L-cysteine S-palmitoylation; protein targeting to membrane. The coding region runs from base 1 to 1128 and encodes 375 amino acids. The record is from RefSeq and is a predicted model, not a curated record.
AUGAGUGGAGGCCUGGCCAUGGGCAGAAGGAAGCCCACAUCUUUAAGACGAGAGGAAAGGAUCCAUGCAAAUGGGGAGAUUAUGAGCGCGCCGCGCUGGAGCGGCAGCGGCAGCGGGAGCAUCGGCCGCCGCCCGCGGCGCAAGUGGGAGGUGUUCCCGGGCCGCAACCGCUUCUACUGCGGCGGCCGCCUCAUGCUGGCCGGCCACGGCGGCGUCUUCGCACUCACGCUGCUGCUCAUCCUCACCACCACCAUCCUCUUCUUCGUCUUCGACUGUCCCUUCCUGGCCCGCCAGCUGACCCUCGCCAUCCCCAUCAUCGCUGCCAUCCUCUUCUUCUUCGUCAUGAGCUGCCUGCUGCAGACCAGCUUCACCGACCCUGGGAUCCUGCCCCGGGCCACCGUCUGUGAGGCAGCCGCUCUGGAGAAACAAAUCGAUAACACAGGCAGUUCCACGUACCGGCCACCCCCUCGGACCCGGGAGGUGAUGAUCAACGGGCAGAUGGUCAAGUUGAAGUACUGUUUCACCUGCAAGAUGUUUCGGCCACCCCGGACCUCACACUGCAGUGUCUGCGACAACUGUGUGGAACGGUUUGACCAUCACUGCCCCUGGGUGGGCAACUGUGUGGGGAGACGGAACUACCGCUUCUUCUACGCGUUUAUUCUCUCCCUCUCGUUCCUGACGGCCUUCAUCUUCGCCUGUGUGGUCACCCACCUGACGCUGCGCUCUCAGGGAAGCAACUUCCUCUCCACUCUGAAGGAGACACCAGCGAGUGUGCUGGAGUUGGUGAUCUGCUUCUUCUCCAUCUGGUCCAUCCUGGGCCUCUCAGGGUUUCAUACUUACCUCGUCGCCUCCAACCUGACAACUAACGAAGACAUCAAAGGCUCGUGGUCCAGCAAGAGGGGCGGUGAGGCCUCCGUCAAUCCCUACAGCCAUAAAAGUGUUAUCACCAACUGCUGUGCUGUGCUCUGCGGCCCCCUACCUCCCAGCCUCAUUGACCGGAGGGGAUUUGUGCAGUCGGACGCCGUGUUGCCCUCGCCCAUCAGGAGCGAUGAGCCAGCCUGCGGAGCCAAGCCUGACGCCAGCAUGGAGGACACCUGUCAGGAUUUUGCCAUCUCCUGCACAGCCUGAGGGGAGCUAACAGGCCUCUUUGCAGAGGGUUAGCUGGUAAGACCGUGUCUCCCCUGUCGGCCAGCACCGCCUAGUCUCCUCACACGCCAUCUCAUCCCCAUCGCAUGCCUUGCCAACCCCAUGGAGCCCAUUCAUCUGUCUGGUGUGUGGUGUGGUGUGUGUGCUGGCGGUGGUAGGGCCCCCAGGGCUCCCCCCUCCCCCCCAAGCAGAAGGACGGGGGCAUGAAGGCAGGGCUGAGGGCCCAGCCCUGCUCUGGACUGAGGAAGCAGCUCCCACUGGAGCAGGAGGUGAAGGGUGAGGUUGGGGAGGGGCGGCGGACCUGCUCGGAGGUGCUUGGGCCUGUUCUGGGGUGUCCUGGUGCGCAGGAGCCCUCAGUCACGAACACCUGUGCCCUGCUUUCCGUCCCCGCUGAGCUUCCCCUGCCCGUGUCUCUGCUGCGUCCUUGCCUGCUGCCCCAGCCGUGGCCCCCCCGCGGGGAAGAGGCAGGGGCCGGGGGG